GUCCAGUGUAAAGGGGGCUUAAAGAAGUACAACAGAACAAAUAAUGUUCACAUUUUGCUUACAGGGUUCUAUUCGUCUCCACACACAUCUUACUAAAUUGAAUAUUAAUACCGUGCAUAUAAUUUCUUAAACCACUAUCCCUUCCUGGAAGCAAAUUGUUUGGAAAUUUACACGCGAUAGAUGGGGAUUUCCUGGUUAAUUUGCAAUUUUCAAUAAUAGAAAACAAAUGAUGUGAGUUAUAUUGGAGUCGUUAGAUUUGGCAUCGGUUCAAGUGUAUGUAUACAUAACAACUGUAAUGUAAAUGUACUGAUAAAAGACGAUCAUGUCAAAAUCAACUAAAACGAAAGUAAGUUUAAACAACAGAGUGUAACUCUUUAAACAACAUGCGCUACAAGCACAAUGGUACCUGCUAAAAACGAAAGUUAGUCAUAGUUUUUAUUAGACCACAAAAAAUAUUAUGAAUAGUAUGCUCCCAAUAUAAGACUUCUCAUAUCCAGUAUCAGGCAAUACUAGGACUGCUGUUUUACGAGUACUAUGUCCAGUAACUGUAUUAAGUGUACGGUGGUCGGGGACGGCGCCGUGGGGAAAACAUCCCUGUUGGUCACCUACAGUACAGGCUCGUUUCCCACGGAUUACGUACCUACAAUUUUUGACAGUUAUGCAGUAAAUGUGGAGAUAAAAGGACGUGCUGGCCCAUUUAAACUGAGCUUGUUUGAUUCCGCGGGACAGGAAGAAUAUGAUCGCAUCAGACGGCUGACCUACCACAACACUGACGUGUUCUUGGUGUGCUUCUCUGUUGUUAAACCAGAGUCAGCCCAAAACAUAGAACUUAAGUGGGUAAAAGAACUGAAGCAGUACAUGCCCGGAACACCAUUUAUUUUAGUCGGAACUCAGGUGGAUUUACGAGAGGAUAGCAAAACCCUCAGAAAAUUGCAGAAGAAAAAUCAAAAGCCAAUAUCAAGCAGCGUUGGAAAAAAUAUCGCCAAAAAAGUUGGAGCUCAGAAAUAUAUCGAAUGUUCAGCUUUUCGACAAACGGGCAUCAAAAACGUUUUCGACGAAGCCAUUGUUACUGGUUGUUGUAAAGAUGAUGACAUCGAGGAACGCGGACAUCACUUCCUGAGGAGAAUUCGUUCUUUUCGACUUCCUUCCUUGAAAAACCGCUUCUCUGAGCUGGCAGGCAAUGUGCGAAGCGGCUUUGACAGUGUUCGCACCCGCUUUUGGUAAUGACACAGUGCUAUCAAAACCUGAUUGUGACAUGUCUCAACUGUAGCAAUGAGCUUUUAUUUUGUCUGUUUAUUUUCAUUGACUGUAACUUAUUACUUCAUAAAUAAGGACAAUCCAUUCGGAAGGAGUCAAGUUCAAUCUAAUGAGCAGAUUCAUGUUUCAAAAACUUUAAAAUGUUGCAAGUUUUUCUGACAUUUUUCACCUGGAAGAGGGAAAAAUUAUUCUUAUUAAUCCUUUCUGAUAUACUUGCUCCGCCAGGGUGAUGGCAGUCCUUUUUGAGGGAAAUAAUUUAUUUCUGUUUGCUUAUAUUACAUUACACAAUGUGGAUUGUUUUGUACUGUUUGGCUGAAAAUUUUAUCUGACCCCAGUUUACUUUCAUCAAUAAUUAACCCUCAACUAACUGAUAAUUACUGGCAAUUACGAAUGCUGGUUUGUUCGCAGCAAUCAGGAGAAACACGACCGCUGUGAUUGGGAAUAUCACCUCAAAUUUCAAAACAUAUAUUUGCAUUUUACAAUAGAAAAUAACAUCAAUUCUGUGUUGAUCAAAUAGUCAAUCAAUUAUCAACACCAUUACACAUAAUAUUUAGUAAACCGAUAAGAUAUUUUGUCUAGGUAACCGAAGCCACAGUUUAUCAUUAUUUCUUUUUCUUAAAAGACUUUAAUUAUAUUUACCGAUAUUUUACUACAUUAAUUGCUUUUUUGGUACGUUAUUUCAGGAAAUGCAACUUAAUCUGAUGCUGUAUAUUCAAUCAUAUGUAAGAAUUUAAAAUGGAAAAUAAAGUGAAUAUAACCCUUAAAGAUAAAAUAACGUUGUCUAUUAGACGCUUAGAUCGUAGAUGUCUUACCAUGUGCUACUGACAUUAAAUUGAUUAACGUAAUAGUUAGCAUUAAAAAAUAGUAGGCACCUAUAUCAUCAUUUCAAAUCCAUGUUUUUAAAAGAAAAUAUUUACUUUAGUUUAUAUAGGCUACCUAUUUCCUUUUUUUAACUUAAGACAAAUUAGCAAUAAUAUUCCAAUAAAUUGAUCCCUUCUGCAUUUUCUGCAUCCAAAGCAGGGUAGUUUUAAAAGUAAUUCAUAUGCGUUUGCACACAUUGAUACUGAUAACAAAAAUAUUGAUAACUUACCUUGCAAUAAU
Lingula anatina is the source of this 2358-nucleotide messenger RNA. Its product is annotated as cdc42 homolog. The record is from RefSeq and is a predicted model, not a curated record. Lineage: Eukaryota; Metazoa; Brachiopoda; Lingulata; Lingulida; Lingulidae. Gene Ontology annotation, biological process: small GTPase-mediated signal transduction. Gene Ontology annotation, molecular function: GTP binding; GTPase activity.